AUGAGGUGCCUCCAGGCAAAUCUUCACCAUGCUAAGGCUGCCACCACUGAGCUUAGCAGAAGACUUGCCGGAGAAUUCAUGGAUGGCGACACAUCAACAAUACUGGUCGAAGCGGAGUCUGGCGGAAGCAAGAGAGAGGUCGUAAUCGCCUCAGCUUAUUUCCCCGGAGACGCCGACAUAGUACCACCAGAAAAAAUCAGAGGCCUAGUGGAGUAUUGCCAAACCCACAAUCUAACCCUCGUAAUUGGAUGCGACGCCAACUCCCACAAUGUGGCAUGGGGAAGCACGAAUACAAACAACAGAGCUACACCAGGAUGUGCUUUUCACAUGUACGAUGGCGUAUCCGCCGAGAGUGAAGGAGUGCGUUUCAUACGCUUGCGAGAAGACGCCGAGAUUGGUAAAGAAAUACUGCUUCUACGCGCCUAUCCUCGCUCUACAAUAGCGCUAAGAAGUAUCGAUAAUUCUGGUGAUCAUAAGUAUUUUGGUCUCACGGAGUUAAACACCACUACAGUGCGCAUAACUCUUACGCGCUCGAUUGAGGAUCUAGUGGAUCGCGAUGUGCCACGUAAUUUGCUGAAAUUUCGGGUGAUUUGCGCCGGUAAAAAUGAAAAACUAGAAGAGGGCAGCUACAUGUCGAUCACCGUUUACAUCGAAGAUGUCAACGACAAUGCACCGGAAUUCCUCAACACUCCCUAUAUUAUCGAUGUGGAUGAGAAUACGCCACCAGGCACAAUUGUCUUCGAAGGUAUACAAGCGUUCGAUCGUGACAAACCAAAUACACCCAACUCGGAGGUGCAUUUCAGCAUGUCCACAGUCCCGGAGCAGCUUUCUGCUGAUGGUAGUCCAUAUUUUUCACUCAAAAGCCCACAUCGUCCUUUGCUCAUACUAAAGAAAGAUUUGGAUUUCGAUAAUGGCAUACGACUUUUCAAACUGCCGCUUUUCGCUUGGGAUCGUGGUACGCCAGCCAAUCAAGUUAACACGACAAUCACAAUUAAUGUGAGGGAUAUCGACGAUUUACCGCCAAAAUUUACCGAAGGCGUCUAUCGCACCAAAAUUAAUGAAUUUUAUCCAAUGACGGGCAUACCCAUCCGCAUACCACUUUACUUUUCACCUCCCAUCAUGGCGUUUGAUCAGGACUCGCUUAACGCUACGCUGGUGUAUGAAAUCAUUUCCGGUAACGAGCGUAAACUAUUUCGUGUCAAUCCUAACAAUGGGAUUAUGUACCUGCAAAAAGAAGUGGAUUUGGAGGAGGAAAGUUUACCAGGCAACACUUUUGUUCUACAAGUGGAGGCGCGGCAACGUGAAAAUCCAUUAAAGAAAGCCGUAGCAAGAAUUGAAGUGGAAGUGCUCGAUCUUAACGAUAAUGUGCCCGAAUUUGAGGCUGAUUUCUACAACAUUUCGAUUGUUGAAAAUCUACCCACCGGUUUUAGUGUACUCCAGGUGAACGCCAUCGAUCGCGAUCAAGGCGAAAAUGCUGAAUUUUUAUACCAGCUCACCGAAGAGCCGGAAGCGGCUGAUGCUUUUCGUAUUGAUGCCAGAACCGGUUGGAUUACAGUGAACGACGACCGUUUGCUUGAUCGCGAGCAACGGAAGUCACUGCAUCUGAUGGUGGAGGCAAUUGAACGUAAUCCGCCAUACAUAACUGACGCUAAUCUGCGGAAGCCUGGGCCGAAUAGAGUCAAAGUGGAAAUUACAUUGCUGGAUACAAAUGAUAAUACGCCGAAAUUUGAGCAUGGCAAUUUGUAUGAAUUCAAAGUACCCAUUACAGCACCAGUGGGCUACCAAGUGGGACAAGUUGUGGCGCUAGAUCCAGAUGAGGGGCCCAAUGGUAUGUUGUUGUAUGAGCUGCAACGGCCAAAGGGCAGUGGCUACAUACCUUUUCGAUUGGAUAUGAAAAAUGGCACAAUAUACGUUAAUGGGCCAUUGAGACGUGGACGCAUGGCAGUAUUCGUGGAAGCGAGCGAUCAGCCCACGAAUCCAUCGGAGCGACGUUUUUCGCUGGCCGUUAUAACGAUCGAAGUAUAUGCCACGAUCGAUGAUCAAGUUAUUGAUUUUGUCGGUGCGCCAUAUGAAUUUUGGGUAGGCUCCAAUGCGCCUCUAGGUACUUCGGUGGGCCAGGUACGCACCACGCUUAUAUACGAGGGAGAAGAUGAAAUCAUGUACGAUCUGUUGCACACAUAUUCUGAAGGUGUGCCGUUUGCGAUCGAAGAGCGAUCUGGCAUUAUAACAGUGAUACGCGAGUUAUCUGAGUUUACGCGGAAAGUCUAUCUCUUCGAAGCGGUGGCUAAUUAUCUCUUUGCGAAUUCUACGCAGACACUCAUUAUGUCGCGCAGCGCGCCUCCCGCAACCACUGCACCAUCGCCGGCUGAGACGACAGAUGAAGGUGUUCUUAUAACUAAUGUCACCAUUCACGUGGUUAUGAAGCCCGAGCAAAAAGUUCCCCUACGACCUGUAAUCGAGGAAAUCAAUAUGAAUGUCAUCCACUUCCACAUUGAGGAGAAUCUUGUCGGUGGUAUUAUCGGUCAACUUCUCUACAAGAAUGGCAUCAACGUUCUUAAUAACAAUAUGGGUACCUAUCGCCAGCUACAGCCUACCAGCAACAUAACUAUGGGCAGCCGUUUCCGUAGUCGUAGUCGCAGUCGGAAUUCCGUACCAGCAGCACGCGUGCGCUCACCCCGUCGUCUAGUCAGCGACUCGAAUAUCAAAUUGCGAUAUAUCAUCGCCAAUCAACAGGAGGUUGUUAACAAAAUUAGCAUUACCGAAGAUGGCACAUUACUCACACUAACCGGUCUUGAUCGCGAGGACAAGGAUCAGUAUGAUCUUACCGUAAUUGUUGAGUACACAACGGGCUUGGUGAGUGGCGCCGGUAUAUAUCAGGUGACCAUUGAAGUGGACGAUGUCAACGAUAAUGCGCCCAAGUUUAACAGCUUGUCUUAUGUUGGUCUGAUUAACGAAAACAGCGCCAGCGGUACAGAGAUCUCUGUCAGUCAGCCAAUUCAAAUUACUGAUAGCGAUUUGGGCAAGAACGCCGAGUUUCAGGUAAUAUUACAAGGCGACUAUAGCGACCAGUUUUCCAUUGACUUCCAUAAUGGCAGCGCUGAAGCACAGAAUAGAAGUCGCCACGCUCUUCAAACACCAGCCACUUUUAGCGUAUUCAACUUAACUGACCAGUGGAAUGAGGAAUUCAAAUUUGUGGAAAUGCAAAAUAUGCUCAUACAAUCCAACAUUAAGCUGGCGAGUACUCCAUAUUUCCGUGUCACCUACAGUGGCAAACGGCCACUUGAUCGCGAGAAAGAUCAAAUUUAUAAACUCAAACUUAUUGCCAUCGAUACGGGUGGCUUGUCGACCUAUUCCCAUCUAAAUAUUCUUGUAGCCGACGUUAACGACAAUGCGCCCAUUUUUGAACGUAUAUCUGUGUUCAAGGAGUCGAAAGUGGAGAUACGUGAGUACACUACUGAUAUGGAAAUUUAUUUUGUGGACAAUUCUGCUGUCCAAACGAUGGACGCAAUACAAUCAGCAAUGGUUGUACCACCUUAUCACAUACCUGGUUCUCCACGCCUCAGCUCGGAAUUUGCCUUUAACAACAGUUUUUCCGGUGUGCGCCAGCAACGUGGCCGUCGUUCGCGUAAGCGCCUGGGUCGUGGAGCUGCGCAACUAAUAAUGAAGUGCCCAUUAUUUGCCAUAUAUGAAAACACCCCCAUUACUACUAAGGUGCUGCAGAUAAUGGCAAGUGAUGAAGACUAUGGCAGCAACGCCGUGGUGCAUUACGAGCUUACCGCUGAGCAAGUGGAGCGUCCUGUAGUAGGCACACAAUUUCCAUCACGUGUGCACGGUGUGAAACAUUUCGCUGUUGACAAGUUGAGUGGAGAGUUGAUGGUCAAUUAUCCGUUGUCGGCCAAUUUGGAUAUGUUACUAAACCUUACUGCCACGGAUAUCGAUGGAUUAAAAGAUAUUACCUGCCUACGUUUUACUGUUGUUGAUGUAAAUGAUCAUGCGCCGGUUUUCAAAAAAUCCUGGUAUAGUUUCGAUACCGAGGAAGGCGAGUACCAGGAUAGCGUGUUGGGUCAAGUAUUGGCAGUGGACUUAGAUUAUGGUGAGAAUGCAAACAUUUCAUAUAGCCUUAGUGAAACGGACUUACCCUUCAAGAUCAAAACGUUAUCUGGUGUAUUAAAGAUCACUGGGAUAUUGGAUCGUGAAGUGCAUCCGAAGUACAAUUUCCAGGUUAUUGCGACCGAUAACGCUGAACUCUUUUAUCGCAUGUCGAGCACAGUUGACGUGGAAGUAAAUGUUAUUGACAUCAAUGACAAUAAGCCCGAGUUUAUUGGUUACGAUGAUAUGGUGAAUGCAGAGAAGUAUAUCGCCGACUUGCCAGAUCGCACCUUAACGUUGCCAAUCUAUAAAGCUUACUUAGAUCGAAGUACCACAGCGGGCAUGUUUGUGAAACAAGUGAAUGCUAUUGAUAAAGACUACGUCGGUAAUGGCAACGGUUUGGUGCUCUAUUCCAUACUGCAUCAAGACAUACACAACCCCAUCUUCCAGAUAGAUUCACGCGAUGGCACCAUCACAACUGUGGCGAACUUUCGUAGCUAUAACGAUUAUGAGCAUCUUAAUGUGACUGUAGUUGCAUCCGAUUUGGGUAGUCCGGCACACUCAUCCACCGCUAUCGUACUAAUUAAUCUGCAAGGACAAGCUGUUACAGAGCCCUCGGUCGAUGAGGAGGAUCAGCUUAUUGACCAACGCAACAUUACCAUAUUUCAACAUCAGUAUCACGAGGUGCAAGUUCUUGAAAACAACAAUGCUCCAUUAGAGCUCAUAAAAAUUAAUCUAACUAUCGGUCUAAAUCCCGAAGUCUUCCGUUGGAGCCUAGUUAUGGAAGGAGACGACGAACAGGAUUUCGACGCCCAACCACUAUUCGAAUUAGAUCCAAAAACCACUACACUAUUCGCUGUGAAGUCUUUCGAUCGGGAAUUGAAAGACCGUUACCAGUUACGCUUGCGUGCCGAUCGUCUUAAUCGUGAGCCUCGAAACUAUGCACAUAUUUCAUAUCCCGUUACAGAUGAGCGUGUCGAUGGUUUGGAUCCGAACGAGUGUCGCAUUGUUGUGAAUAUCCAAGACGAAAAUGAUAAUGAGCCCCGAUUUAAAUCCUCUGGCCAAGCCAUCAUUGCAGUAGUGCCGCGCACAGCUACUUUUGGUUACCCAGUAACGGUUGUAAAGGCGUUCGACGCGGAUGAAGGGCUAAAUGCUGAAAUACGAUAUCGUUUGCUAAAUGAGCCAUCACGUCUUUUUGGCAUCGAUGAAUUAACAGGAAAAAUACGUCUUGUGGGUGUUGUGCCAAUAGCUGAGCGAGUCUAUGGGUUCGAUGUGAAAGCUACGGAUCGUGGUGGCGCAGAUGAUGGACGUAGUAGUAUUGUGAACGUUUUUGUGUAUAUCAUCGAUGAGGGGCGACAAGUGCGUAUAGUAGUGGCUGGAAAACCAGUAGAAGUGGAGCGGUGCAUCGACGCUCUAAUGCAGGUGCUAAGUGAUGCUAUACAGAUGGACGUACGUGUGCGAUUGCUGGAGCCACAUGUGGGCGGCCUGGAACCAGCCACUGACGCCUAUAUUUAUGCAGUGGACUACCGCACGAAUGCCAUUUUGGAAAUGGAGCAGUUGCAGGAGUUACUGGCUAGUCUGCAACUAGACGCAUUGCAGUUCCAACGGCAACAGCAACAGGAAGAAAGUGGCCAAUACGACAGCAACAAUAUAAUGCCACGCAUUAUAGAAUUGGCUGAAUUUGGACAAUUGGCGCGCAAAACACCGCAUUCGGCGAAUUUCAUCAGCGGCUUGGAGAUAGUGAGCAUUGUGUUGAUUGUGUUGUGCGGCAUUGGAGCGGCAAUGACUGCGCUUUGCUUUUUGUGCCUACGUCAGAAACGCAGCACUAUUUGGACGCAGCCGGAAUUUCCCUCAUCGGAAACCGGUCUAACUUAUAGUGUCGCUCGCACAAGCCUUAUGGCGGCCGGCAAUUGCCGUACACAUCAUAGUCGCCAACGUCAAUUGCAACACAAGCAACAGCAAAAGAAACAAGUGCAGCUGCAGCAACAGCAACAACACCAACAAGUGCAACUAUGCGGUAAGUCAGUCAAGACCACAAGUUCUUUCAUUCCAGAAUCGGUAUGCUCAUCCUCGUCGCAGACACAAUCGACCGCUGUUGCUGCCUCACCAAAUGGCGAUCCUCAGCAUUCGCAACAACAACAAAAAGAUCAUCAACAACAGUCUCUUCACCAACAUCAUCAUCCGCACAAUCAUAAUCAUGCACUUCAUUCGCACUUAAAUCAUUACGCUCUCAAUGGGCAUGGGCAACAACAACAAACGCAACAUCAACAGCAUGUCGACCAACGACAACGCGAAUACAUCGAUGUGCCACUUCCCAAAUCCAUUGCCAAGUCAGUGGCAGCUAAUCGCUGUGCAACAUUUGAGAACGAGCCCACGUCGCUGCCAUUUGUGCUCAAAUACAAUUCAUGCCAACCGGUCAAUAAUCUCGGAUAUGAGACCUCCAUGUUUUCGUUACAUUCAAAUGGUCAAGAUUCUGGAGUUGACUUCCUUAGCAGCCGUGAGUUAUAUGAAACUUCGCCGGAUUCUUUUAAAACCAGCUCACAGCACUCACAAAGUUUGAAUAAAUUAGAAUUGCUAUGUCCCAGACAUGCCAAGCAUAAGCAUAACGGCAACAGUAACAGCAACGGCAAUAGCAACAACAAUACGAGUGGUAGUGGCGGAAGUGUGACAGCAACGAUGGGAAACGAAAGCAGUGACAACUACGAAGACUCACUUAAGAAUGAUGAGCCAUUGGUGGCAUCCAAUUGUCGCAAUUCGCAUGCCAUGCAUAAUUCACUAUGCGAUCACCAUCGGCACGACUAUCAAAAUACGAAAUUCGAAAAGCACUCGUGCGCACGACACUCCUUCUCCGGCGUGAAAGAUGACUUGGUGCAGAAUUCGCCGCAGAUUUCUUUGCGUCCUCGCGGCCAUAUACUACGCAACUCCAUGAAUGAUCUGGAAGAGCGACUACAUAAUUUGGAGCAAUCGUUUCGACGACCGAUGGACUAUGCAAAGUCUAGUUCGAUUUUUUAAAAGAUUUUAGUGAAUUGCAAAAAAAAAAAACGAAAUACUAAAUUAUUAA
Messenger RNA from Anastrepha obliqua, 7150 nucleotides. It is a transcript of the gene Cad89D, whose product is annotated as cadherin-89D. Gene Ontology annotation, biological process: homophilic cell-cell adhesion. NCBI's taxonomy places the organism in Eukaryota, Metazoa, Arthropoda, Insecta, Diptera, Tephritidae. Gene Ontology annotation, molecular function: cadherin binding; calcium ion binding. The coding region runs from base 1 to 7101 and encodes 2366 amino acids. The transcript has 15 exons. Gene Ontology annotation, cellular component: catenin complex; plasma membrane. The record is from RefSeq and is a predicted model, not a curated record.